AAUUUGUAGAACAAAUCUACAAGUCUAUUUUAUCGGGUGCGGACGGAUAUUGUGAAAAAGCUAUUCGUGGGGCGAUGUGCAAUUGGAAUAGACUACUGAGCAAUCACGUGAAACAUUCGAAAGAGUCGUGUUGAUAGAGAGGAUUAUAGAGGUGUGAUGUGCCGAGUGCGGUGACCGUCGGUGCGAAGAGCAGGCGCGCUGGGGGCGAGCGAGGUGCCUCGGGUGGGUCGGGGGUGGUGCGCCCCGGCGCUGGAUGCGGUAGAGGCGGCGGCGAGCGGCGGCGGCGCGGGCUCCGCCGGCGGCGCCGUGGCGAUGACGGUGCAGCGUGACGAGCGCGCCCCUCGCACGCGCUUUAUGAUCACUGACAUUCUUGACGCGCCGCCACGGGAUCUUAGCGCACAUCGGGACUCCGACAGUGACAGAUCAGCCACUGAUUCACCAGGUGUGAAAGAUGAUUCUGAUGACGUGUCGAGUAAGAGCUGCGGAGGUGACGGGUCUGGUCUGGCGAAGAAGCAGAGGAAAGCGCGUACAGCAUUUACCGACCAUCAACUACAGACCCUUGAGAAGUCCUUCGAACGACAAAAGUACCUCAGCGUACAGGAUCGAAUGGAGUUGGCUGCGAAACUGGGACUGACCGACACCCAGGUCAAAACUUGGUACCAGAACCGACGAACAAAAUGGAAACGUCAAACUGCAGUCGGCUUGGAGCUUCUAGCAGAAGCUGGGAACUACGCGGCCUUCCAGCGUCUGUACGGAGGAUACUGGGCAGGCGUGCCAGCCUAUCCUACUCAACCGGCUCCGGCGACGGCCGACCUCUACUACAGACAGGCAGCCGCCACAGCUGCAGCCGCCGCUUCUGCUAGCGCUAACACGUUACAGAAACCACUUCCUUAUAGGUUAUAUCCUGGUGCGCCAUUAGGAGGCGUCCCGCCACUAGGACUGGGGUUGCCGGGUCCCUCAGCGCACCUGGGCUUAGGUGCGCCGGCGCUGGGUGCGUUAGGGUACUACGCGCAGGCUCGACGCUCACCCUCACCGGACCUAGAUCCGGGAAGCCCCGCGCCCCCUCCAGAACCCUCCCUAGAACAACGCUCUGACGAUGACGACGACGAGGAAACUAUCCACGUCUAACUUAAAAUAAACAAUAAUAAAUAAUUAUAGUGUUUCAAGAAAAGUGAGUUCAGUGUUGACGAGACAAUUGACAGUAACGUUGAGACAUUGCUUUGAAAAAUCUCGAAUUAAUACGAUAAAUUAUAAUAUGUUCGGAGUUACGAAUUCGACCCUGUUGACAUUUCGUAUUUCGUAAAGGACAGGGAUUGUCCGAAUAUGUGAUAUUAUAAGCGAUUGUGUAAGAAUGUGUAUAAUAUGAAAUUGAUGUUGUGUUGAUGAAUUAGUAAUUGUUUUAGAAUUUAGGUAGGUACCCAAGCUUCUAAGUUACAACAAACGUAAGUAUGUUACGGCCCAGUAUAUCCCAUUAAUAUUAUUAAUUUUAUUUCUAAUUGUAAGAAAGUAAAUAGAAAUGCUCAGGAAUUCGUCAGUUAAUCUAAUGAGUAGACAAACAACAAAAUCUCCAAAACUUUUGUUCAAAUGAAUUUGAAAGUAAAGAUUAACUAAAGUCUUAUAAAGAUGAUUUGAAUUUAUUUAAGUUUUUCGAGGCGAAAAUGAACCACUGAAUUUGUAUCGAUAACCUUUUAAAAGUGGCACUGUUCCAAUAAUUAUGUACAUAGAGUGUACCGCAAUACGUAGUUUUUGCAAUCCUUAUUUAUGUCCUGGAAGACCAUGUUAUAAAAUCUCCAAUACAUAUUUUUUACGCCACUGAAUCAAUACGAUGCGGUUUCACUGAUUAAUUUGGCUAAUAUAGUGUUGGUUUCAUUCAAAUAAAUUGAAGCCUUUGAAGAGUUUCAGUAAAAAUAAAUAAAAAAUAUUUAUAUGAACGCAUUUUUUUUAUUUUAUAAUUUUUUUCUACUAUCUAUAUCUUGACGAGAAAAAUAUGAAUUUUUAUAGUAACCUGCGUUUCCUAAGCCACAACAUUAUUAAUGUUCACGUGGGAUUGUAAAUUAUAUAAAUUUUAGCUGUUUAUAAUAAAUAUUACAUUGUAUGUACUAUUAGUUUAAAGCAACUUAAAGUAUUAAAUUUAUAUAUUAAUAUAAAUGACGCUAAUAAGAUACAUGGCAGUGUACUUAAGCGUAUCGAGAUCGGCAUUCUAUGUCGCAUAGAUUUUGUGGUGUUUUGUAAUUAAAAUGUUGUCAAUUAAAAAUAAUUGUUUUAUUUUCAA
Molecule: messenger RNA, 2272 nt
Organism: Bombyx mandarina (wild silkworm)
Lineage: Eukaryota; Metazoa; Arthropoda; Insecta; Lepidoptera; Bombycidae
Product: homeobox protein B-H1
Molecular function (GO): DNA binding
Source: RefSeq, a predicted model, not a curated record